Molecule: messenger RNA, 4444 nt
Organism: Diorhabda sublineata
Lineage: Eukaryota; Metazoa; Arthropoda; Insecta; Coleoptera; Chrysomelidae
Product: ankyrin-3-like
Exons: 9
Coding region: 387-1856 (489 amino acids)
Molecular function (GO): protein binding
Source: RefSeq, a predicted model, not a curated record
UCGAAGAUGUUAUAAAGAGAGAGACGAUUCCGUGGUCUCAAUCUGCCUACUCCAUCCCUUUUUUGGUUGAUUCUAAUGCUUACUCCUUGGAAUUUCACCAAAGAAAUGGAAGGCAUCAACAGCAUCAUGUCCAGUAAUUCUAUCACUGCGGGUCUUGAGCUAACCAUUAGCUUACAUGUUUUGCUUGACAAAUAAUAUUUUUCUAAGAUGUGAGAGCAAACGAUAAACUUUUUAAUACUGUUGGCAUGUUGAACGUCACAAUGAUUUUAUAAAUAGAAAAACGUAACGUUCACUGGGGCGUGUUUCGUGAAUUAGUUUAGAUCCCAAUGCUUUUGUUUUAGCUUAGAAACCAGCAAUAAGUGUACUAAAAAAUUUCUUCAAAAAAAAUGCCGAGAAACCGUAGAAUGUUGUUCAAUAUAGUUUCACAUAACAGUAACUACUUUCUAACAAAAACUUAUAUGCCGACUGAAUGUAUUACCAACCCUCUUCAGAGGGAAUUGGCAGAUUCUAUAAUUCGUAUGGUACCUUUGGAUGAAAUAAGAAUUUUAUUGGCAUGUGGAGCAAAGGUUAAUGAACCAGUUACUCAGGGGUUGAUGCCAUUACAUUAUGCUGUUUGGCAGAGGUACUACGAAGCUACUCAAUUAUUAGUGACCCGAGGAGGAGACGUAAAUGCUACAGAUGAAUGUGGUUACAGUCCUCUGCAUCUAUCAGCCGAACAUGGUUACACGGAAGUGGUUCGUCUGCUUCUCGCAUCCGGUGCAAAAGUCAAUUAUAGAGAAGAUACCGAUGAAGAAUUUCCGAGAACAACUAAAUGCGACGAACCUUUGAGACUUGCAAUUAGGAAUAAACAUAUGGAUAUAGCUAAGAUGUUACUUGAACACGGUGCCGAUCCUAACAAAAGAUAUUUCUUCGGUUCCGAAAUUAAUUUAGUUAAUGAUUUAGAAUUCUUGGAGCUAUUAUUAACUUUUGGAGCGAACCCGGAUAGUAGAGAUAGAUCCGGACUCACUCCUUUAAUGAAAGCUGUCAGACAACCCCAAGGAAUGGAAGCAGUUUUAUUAUUGAUAAAAUAUGGAGCGGAUGUCAAUGCAAUGGCAGAUGAAAGACAUGACUACAGAACGGUAUUACACUAUGCGGUUUUAUCGGGAAACUACGAAAUUGUGAAUUUGAUGAUAAAACAAGGGGCUAAGUUAAACUACGACGAAGAAUAUGAACUCGGAAAACCUAGCCCCUUAGAUCUGGCAAUUUUGAAAGGCGAUCCACAGAUUAUUGAACUUCUUAUCAAAUCAGGCGCUGAUGUUAAUUGCAGCUCACCAAUAAUUGGUUCACCACUACAUGUCGCUUGUGCCGAUAAUAUUCCAAAUAGAUACGAAAUUAUGACUAUGUUACUUCAAUCAGGAGCAGAUCCAAAUCUAAAAGUUUACAACGACGAAUUCGACAGAAAUUCUCAACUAAGACCUGUAUUAGUGGAGUAUUUAGCUAGCAACGAACACCCCAGCUUGGAUGUAGUACAUCUAUUACUUCAGUACGGCGCUAGGGUUGUGAUGAAAACUCAAUUUAGAGAUCCAGACGGAAUGCUGAAUUAUCUCCAAAAUGUCAUCUCCGACGAUUGCCUUUCAAUCUUCUUUCUUCUGUUAGAAUCCAGUGAAUCUUUCGAUCCUUGUAUGAUAAGAAGAAACAAUGUUUUAUCUCCGGAACAAAAGGCGGCGCUUUUAAAAUUAUCCACGUGUCCGUUGAGUUUGAAACGACAGGUUAGGCUGUACUUGAGGAAACUCUUGGGACCUAAACUGUUGACUAUUGUAUCAGAUUUUGAUUUACCGAAAUGUUUGACGAAAUAUUUACUUUUUGACUAUAGUUAAAGUGAAAAACAGAAGUUAUGGAGUAAAGUUUAUUCGUUUUAUUGCGUUUUCAGUGACAUGAGGCCACUGUUUACGUCAUAUUUUUAUUUAUAAUACUUAUAACAAGCAUGUUUUAUCUGACUAAUGUUAGUUGUCAUUUUUUCGAAGAAGUGAUUUAAACCAGCUUUAUUAAUAUUAUAACAAGUAGAAAGCUGAUAAAGUUUUGCUAUUUUCAUUGAUAAUUCAUAUCGUAUAUAAUAAAAUUUCAAACAUUUUAGACCGUUUUCCUGGCUGUCGUUCAGGUCCAACGAAUGGCAUUGACGCAGUUUAUUUGGCCAUUUCGUUGACCUCAAGAUUACCUUUUGUAAUCAGCGUAUUUAGGACACAAAAACCUGAUGAUUUAAACACGUGUAAAUAUUAUUUCAUUUACUGGAAACACUCAUUCAUUCACAUGUCCUAUUAAAUCUACUACAAUUUGCAACUCUUCAGAAGUAUCUUUUUAACUUUUUGUAAUUCUAAACUUAUUAAUUAGACUUCUUCAUAAACUAUUUCAUAAUUAUUUUCUCUUUAUCAUCAUUUGGUGAGUUCUUUCUUCCUUUUUUUCUUUUUAAUUGUGUAGGUUCACAGUGGCGGCGCACUUGUAGAGUUCUGAAUACUCUCACACAGUUUCUAACACUACUCUUCUUUUUUGUCCACUUAACUUUUUUAAAUUUAUCAUAUUUAAAGGUCUUAAGAUCCGAAAAUAGUAUUUGAAAUGAUGUUAUUGUGAAAUUAGAUGGCUCUUAACUUCAACGUUAGAUAAAAACUAAUCCUAUAACCAAAAUAUUAACAGUUAGCAAUAAUAAGAAUAUUUGAUUGAUUUUAAUCCACAUUUUCUCCAAAUAACCUUAAUAAUAUCCCAUAUUUUAUAUUAUAAUUUGUAAUUUCAUUCUCUUUAACUCUAAUUUUCUAAUAUAUUAAUGGAAUUACUAAAUUAACAUACUAUUAGUUGCUGAAUCAUAAUAUAGUUUAUUUAUGAAAAAGAAUAAUAAGUAUAUUCUCCAAAGCCCUUGGAGGUCAAUACUCUUCGUAUUUUUCAUGGAAUAAAACUAACAUCCAGCUGUUUAAGUGCUUUUAUUUGAUAUAAGAUUUGACGAGUAUCAAAAACUAACCUUCCAUUUUGACAGUUGUCACAUACACCCAGUUAAAUGUUUCUGUAAUGAACAUGGAACAGCUAAUAAAGAAAAUCAUUAUUAGCUGGAAAAGUAUAUGAAAAUAUGAAUGACAAAAGACUUUUCAUUACAGCAAGAGCUCCAAUUGGAAUGGCUUUCUCUGUUUCGGCUUGUGUUCACAUUAUAUAUUUAUAGAAAAAUUGUUAAAAAUAUACAUUAGGGAAGUUACAUCGUAACGUAGGUGGUCGAUUGGUAGCACUGAUUCAUGUUUGACAUUUGACUUUGGGAUUUAAAUCAUUUGAUUUAAAAGUUACUUGAGACCUAAUUUUACAAGUGAAGUUUGAACCACAAACGUCGGUUUAAACUACACAUAGUUUUUUUCACGUUUUAUAGAUGAUUUUACUGACAAACUUAGGUUCUGGAGGUAGUCAUUUUAACAUGACACGGGGGAUCCAAAUGUAUUUUUUUUCAUAUUGUUUCCAUUUUUACAAUAUUAUUAGGAGAUUUGGUGAAAUGAAGAUUUGCACCUUAUAUUUGAUGAGCUCGACGAUGAUGAUGAACAAAUGUGACAACUGGCAGAAUGUCAAAAUGUAACUAUUCAGGGGCACCAGCCCACUACAGCGUUUAGAAUUAUGUACUUUCUAGUAGUACGAGGUAUUAAAAAAAUAAUCUCAUUCAUUUUGUGAUCUAAUUAUUUAUCUAACUCACUAACAUAAACGUUUGCUUACUUACUAACAGUGGCCAAUGUACAAGAUUGUUUAACUAUAUUUCAAGCAAGUGAAAAUAUUUAAAUCUGAAUCUUGUAUAAUUUUCCCUUCUUACCACAAUCAAAUUUUUUCAAAGAAACCCAUGAAAAUCGUUAGCUGUAUAACAGUAGUCUCAAUACAAAUAAGGCGUGAACAAUCUAUUAUAGGUAAAUGAUAAACAUUUGACAUAUCGAAACCAAAAACUUAAAAAAUUUAUUUGUAAAAGUGUUGAAAAAGAAAAAUUGUCCCUCAUAUUUUAGCUUGACCACUCUGAGUCUUCAGAGUCUUUCAAACUUUGAGUAUACAUGAAAAAACUAAUUUAUUGGUUAGGCAACCGUUCAUACGUCUUCCUCUACUGAACCCUUUCGAAACUAUCCACACAAAGAUCAGAUUCAAUUCUCGAUCAUCUAUAUAGUCAGAUCAAUAUAGAAACCAAUUUUAUGAAUUUAUUUCCUGAAAUAUCAGCUGAGUAUAUUGUGGUAUGAAGUAGUGAUGUCUCUUGAAAAUGUAGCUUUCUUUUCUGUAGAUAUUUCAUUAUAUCUAUUUUAGAAAGUGAAUUUCGUGAUAGUUUUGCAAAUUUAGUGAUUCCGAGAAAAGUAUUGAGUUUAGAAUUAAAUCUAAUGCCUUUACUUAUUAUCUUCUAUGAAGUUUUGUAUAUUUUAUCACUGUAUCCAUUUGUAUAUUUGUACCUAAUAAAUUUAUCAAUAAACUA